Scomber japonicus (chub mackerel) is the source of this 1281-nucleotide messenger RNA. RefSeq names its product FGFR1 oncogene partner 2 (gene fgfr1op2). The record is from RefSeq and is a predicted model, not a curated record. The transcript is spliced from 6 exons. Bases 245 to 919 code for a protein of 224 amino acids. Gene Ontology annotation, biological process: response to wounding. NCBI's taxonomy places the organism in Eukaryota, Metazoa, Chordata, Actinopteri, Scombriformes, Scombridae.
UUGGGGAGCUUUGGACGUCACAUUAGCGCUUAGGUUAGCAGUAGCUUGUUAAUCAACUUUAGACUGACUUUACAGCAAAGAGGAAAGUCUUCACAUCUCACCAUGUCUACAUAUAUCUUUUUGACUUUGUAAUAAGGAAGAGGACCGCACCGGAGCCGCUCAUUGAUGGGGACUUAGCCUGUAGCUUAUGUUAGCUACUAAACAUCAACAGGAAGUAACGGACUAGAUCCUUUUCAUUUUUCCAAUGUCGUGCACUUUGAAUACUUCAGGCAUGAAUUGUACCUUGGAGAAAGUCCUGGCAGACGCCAAAUCAUUAGUGGAAAGACUUAGAAACCAUGACAACGCUGCCGAGAUUUUAAUCGAACAGACGACAUCCCUCAACAAGCGAGUGGAUGCCAUGAAGCAGUACCAAGAGGAGAUUGACUCAUUGAACCAGGUUGCACGACAUAGGCCUCGUUCCAGUCUGGUCUUGGGAAUCCAACAGGAGAACCGUCAGAUCAGAGAGCUCCAGCAGGAAAACAAAGAGCUACGGACGUCGUUGGAGGAACACCAGUCGGCAUUAGAGCUCAUCAUGACCAAAUACAGGGAGCAGGUGUUCAGGCUUCUCAUGGCCAGCAAGAGGGACGACCCCGCCAUCGUGACCCAGCUGAAGGAGCAGCACACUACGGAAAUGCAGGCACAUAUAGACAAGAUCAAUGAAAUGGCCUCUGUAAUGAGGAAGGCAAUAGAGGUGGAUGAGGGGCGUGUAUGUGAAGAUGAAGAGAGAAUCAAACAACUAGAGUUGGAGAAUAACGGACUACGAGAGCUGCUGGGAAUCAGUCGUGAGGCGUUCCUCGUUCUGAAGAGAGAAGACGCGUCAGAGAGCACGUCGCUGUCGCCGCUCAUGACCAGCGGGGACGUCAGUUUACGAAAGAGUUAGAGCCCCAUGAUGGCCCCCCCACUCCUCCCAACACCGCUGCCACUACUGUGUACAGUGUGUACAGUCUUUUUUUUCCACAUACCACUUCACCUCUCACCCCCACAGACUCUUCCAAUCAUCUGACCCCCCGUCCCCCCUUCUCCUGCUGCAUCUUCAGCAUAGCAUGAGGGUCCAGAGCUGCAUCAUGCAUCAUGAUUCAGAUACAAGCUGUUUUUUGUUUUUUUUUGUUUGUUUGUUUUGUUUUUUUCUGUUGGUACUUCUGUUAUGUUUGCUAAUUUUGCCAGCAUGCAUGAGCCUGUGGUGCCUGCAAGGUUUUAAAAGUGUGAAUGAGUUAAAAAAAAAAAAAGGGCUUGAGUUAAAAU